CCUCCCACACAUCGUGAAAAUCGCGACAGGGGCAGUCCUAGCAAGCGAGCGCCGGUUACGAAUACUUUCGACUCCUUUCUCUCAGUUUACUAAUUCACUCGGCUCACAACGUGCUACGUCUUGCAAUCGGUCUCUACAAUUUCCCUCCACCAAACAACGAGAACAUCCUUCAUCAAUCCAGUUCUUAUCAACUUAUCAACACCCCGAGCUUCAACUAUGGCAGACGUUCCUCUCUAUGUGGUCUCUGACUACGCCUCCGCCGAGAGACGGAUUACUCCGUCGUGGUCCAUAUCGCAGCUCAAGACCAAGCUUGAACCCAUUACCGGCAUCCCCCCCUCGUGCCAGCAGAUCUUUCUCAAGACGUCAUCCAGUGAAAAGAUUGCGGUCGAGGCUCCAGACGAGGAGUCGGUUUAUCUACAGCAGUUUCCCCUCACCCCUUAUGCCGAGUUGCUGAUCGUCGACACGAGACCCGCCUCCGCAAGGCCCAACUUCUCAAGCACGGCCGGUGUUGAGAAGUACGUGUUGCCCGAGGAGGAAUACGAAAAGAAAGCGGAUUCUGUCCUCGCCUGGAAGAAGACGGAGAAGCUGGGGCGUUUCGACCCUAACGCUGCGAAUCAUGAGCAAGCAAAGAUAACCGCCAUUUCUCAAGAGAUCGAAGCCAGGGGCAUCGCCGUGGGAAAGCGCUGCCAGGUCGGCGAAGACGACUCUAGACGGGGGGAAAUCAAGUAUGUGGGCGAUGUGAAGGAAAUCCCCGGCCUGGGUGCUUGGGUCGGCGUCCACCUGGAUGAGCCAGUUGGCAAGAACGAUGGGAGCAUUGGUGGCUCCCGCUACUGGGGCGAAGAAUCGCAACUCAAGCACGGCGUGUUCGUUCGCCCGGAGCGGGUUGAGGUUGGCGACUUCCCAGCGCUGAAUGACCUCGAAGACAUGGAGGAGAUUUGAGCGGUCGGUCACCGGCGCGGUUGCCUGCACAAUGGAAGCGUUAUAAUGCGUGGCGUCACCCCAAUCCCCACAUUGUUGGUUGCCGCAACGCUUGAUGCUCCCCGGCCUGCCUUUAAGUCUUUCUCAUGCGCAAUUGCCUGCUCUCAUCUCGGUCUGUGCAUACAAGGUAAGCUUGGGCACAGCAACCACCAAUUGACCGCCUGGUAUCCAUCUGACAAGCCACCCGGAGCAGACUGUUGCGCAGUUCCACCCUGUCAAAAUGGUGGCC
This is a messenger RNA of Chaetomium fimeti, 1207 nucleotides long. Its product is annotated as CAP Gly-rich domain-containing protein. Gene Ontology annotation, biological process: tubulin complex assembly; post-chaperonin tubulin folding pathway; cytoplasmic microtubule organization. The transcript is spliced from 2 exons. Gene Ontology annotation, molecular function: alpha-tubulin binding; microtubule plus-end binding. Gene Ontology annotation, cellular component: cytoplasm; microtubule plus-end; nucleus. Lineage: Eukaryota; Fungi; Ascomycota; Sordariomycetes; Sordariales; Chaetomiaceae. The record is from RefSeq and is a predicted model, not a curated record. The coding region runs from base 217 to 939 and encodes 240 amino acids.